CCAAACGUACAGCGAGGCGGGCAGCGGGCACGUAAACCGAAACCACUGAGCCCCGUGUGAGUGUGUGUGUGUGAGUUUGUGUGUGUGAAUGCGACACACACAGAUGAUUAAUUAGUAAAAUAAAGCUCCAGUAACCGGACGCUGCGGCUGAUCUGGGCUCAACGGAGGCGCGUGUGGAGGUUGUGUGUUCAGGAGCAGGCCAGUUUUAAUAGGCUGCAGCGUCACUGAGGCCGCUCCGUGCGCACUGGAAACCCGGCAUUCAAUUGGUGGAUCCAAGAGGGGAGCCCCGGCCUUUUCCACUGCAGGAGGAGCAGAGUUAAGGAAACCGAGACAGAGACGCCGCUGCCAAGACAGCAGCAGCAGCAGGAGCACGAGCAGCCUGCGCAGUUUAGAAAACGGCACAGCCUCCCCUGCUGCACGCCAUGAGGGACUUCACCCAAACUGCGCACUGACUCUGCAGGAUGCAACGCUGCAGCUGCGUAGUUUGUUAGACACAGACAGACGCAAGCCUGUUCGGGACGUGUGCAGGAAUUUGACAGAGGAAUUAGGCCCAACCGGUCGCUGACCACAGCUGCGACGUUUGGUUUCCCCCGCUGAGAGUUUCUCAUUCCUGCCAUCCGGAGAGCGCUGCGCCGUGUGGCCUUGUAGCGGACAUGGGAAAUGUAAACAGUUAGUCGGGCUGGAUUUUCAACUACGCACACGUCCCCACGUCCUCCUCCUCCUUCUCCUCCCGGGGCGUCCGAGAUGGAGAUGGAGACGGAGAGGGUCGAGCCGGAGCAGGAGGGAGAGGCAGAGCCGCCCAUGCACAGCGUCCACGGACCCAACCGGAUCAGACCGUCCUCCUACCGGGCCCUGCGCAGCGCCGUGUCCAGCCUGGCCCGCCUAGAUGACUUCAACCGGGAGAAGAUCGGCGCGGGGUUCUUCUCUGAGGUGUUCAAGGUGCAGCAUCGUGUGUCGGGUCAGGUCAUGGCUCUGAAGAUGAACAUCCUGGCCAGUAACAGAGCCAACAUGCUCAGGGAGGUCCAGCUCAUGAACCGACUAUCGCACCCCAAUAUACUCAGGUUUAUAGGAGUGUGUGUCCAUGAGGGGCAGCUCCACGCGCUCACAGAGUACAUCAACGGCGGGAACUUGGAGCAGCUGUUGGGCAGCGACAUGUACCUGUCAUGGAGCGUGCGGAUCAUCCUCGCCCUGGACAUCGCCCGGGGACUGAAGUACCUGCACAGCAAGGGCAUCUUCCACAGGGACCUCACCUCCAAGAACUGCCUGGUGCGCUGGGAGGGCCGCGUGUGCUCGGCCGUGGUGGGAGACUUUGGCCUGGCGGAGAAAAUCCCAGAUUACAGUGAGGAAGAGGACCAGGAGCCUCUGGCUGUCGUCGGCUCCCCCUACUGGAUGGCCCCGGAGGUGCUCAGAGGAGAGGUGUAUAAUGAGAAGGUGGAUGUGUUUGCCUACGGGAUCAUCCUGUGUGAGAUAAUUGCGAGGAUACAGGCCGACCCUGACAUCCUGCCACGCACUGAGGACUUUGGUUUGGAUGUGGAGAACUUUAAGCAGAUGGUGGAAGACUGUCCUCCUCACUUCCUGCAACUGGCCAUCGCCUGCUGUAACAUGAAUUCAGAGGUCCGUCCAUCAUUCGCCCAAAUUGUGGUGGAGCUGGAGAGGAGACAGGCUGAGCGGAAACAGAAGGACGAACCAACAGUCAAAGCUGUUUCUCCAGCAAUCGGCCCUCUGCGAAGACGAUCCCUCUGCCUCCCGUCAGAUCCUCGCCUCUCCCGCAGCAAAUCCGACAUGCUCCACCCUCCAGACACGCCCCCCUCUGCCACCAUGGCAAUGCCUGCUCGGGUCAACCCCUUCUCUCAGAGGGAGGACCUCAAGGGCGGCAAGAUCAAGCUGUUUGACACUCCCAGCAAGUCCGUCAUCUCCCUCACCUUCACCCUGCCACCUCCACCAGACUGCGAUGACUCCUCUGCGUCUGAGACGGAUGGCGGUGAGCUACCGAGGAGGCACAGGCGCUGCCACUCGCUGCCGUGUACACCUCCUCCGCAUCUCACAUCAGCACCGAACACUGUCCUGACCGAGGAGGAGUCCACGUCUGAGGUAGAUGCUGUAAAUGGCGAGAUAAACGGAGUGAGUGAAAAAGAGAGACUGCUGGGAGAGGAGGAGAUCAGGGAUGGGAGCGAGUCUGAUUCAGGCAUUCCUCUGUCACUUGAACCUCUGUCGCUGGACCUGCUGGACCAAGAAAAGGAGGAAGAGGGGGAGGAGGAGCCCAUGGACUGCGCCAGCUCCCCGGACACACAAAACAGCAAUUCAUCUCCUUACUCCAAACUCUCCCUGCCUCCAUCACACUCCUCCACUCCCCUCCAAGCCUCCACCCCGCCCUUCUCAAAUGGCUGGGGGUCAGCCAUCUCCAACGGGCCCCCAUGCCUGCCUCCCCUCACUCAGUUGGAUAACAACAACGUGGUCGUGAGUAGACCCUUGGGAUGGAGCGACACUGCCACCAACGCUCCCACCACAACCAAUAACAACGGUUACCACUCCCCAUCCAGCGACCCCGCUGGUUCGUCCCCUUUCGGCUCCGGCAGCGGACACUCCCUGGACCAGGAGGAGGUGAUCUCCUGUCCUGGCUGCUGCCUCGCUGGCCUUCGCUUUCCCUCAAUGUGUCUCAGAGCUCCACCGCGCAGAAACCCCUACAAGAACCUAAACGGGGACCAUGCAGCCUCACGUGGCCUGCUUUGUCCGGGACCCAAGGGCCUGCCGCCCUCUCCUACCCCCACAGCCACCACCACCAGCCUGGAGCCGGGACUCGCCUUGCCAGGGGCGCAGACAUAAACCUCCCAACACCAAAAACACACAGAAAAGAUGUGAGGAAGCUCUGCACCAAAAGCUCUUCCCUGGAAAUUAAGUGGGCCUUCUUGGAAUUUGCACAGAUUUUAACACAGCAAUACCCUGCUUACUUUCCAGACACACUUUUUGGUGCAGAUGGAUUUACGAAAACACACUCCAGACUGGCUUUCUCUGUAAGAGCUGUGGGACAAAGAACUUGUUGCAUGUCGCCCUCUGCUGGGCUGAGGGCGACAUGUGGAUCUGACUGAUGAUCGGCAGUGUCCAGGACUGUUCAGCAUGUGAACACUCCAGUUUGGAGCACAGUUGGUUGGAUCAUGUAUAUUUGCAGAUGUAAAGAUUCUCAUGACUGCUGAUACUGAUGAUGAUGAUGCUGAAAUGAGGAAUGUUAAGCUUAGUAUUAUUACUGCUGCAAUGAUUUUUGAUGUUUGGUGCUGUUUCUGAAUGAACGGGCAGUUUUUGCUUUAAUGUCUUUAAUUAUCAAGAGGGUAUAUGGUGCACUGCUGGGCUGUGUGUGUCAGUGUGUAAUAUGGACAUAUGUGAGUGUGUGGUGGAUUCAGUGUGAGAGGCUGGAUGUGUGUGUGUGAGAGCGAUGUAGGGUAAGAGAGUGUGUGCUGUACACCGUCCGUUUGACCUUUUUUUGUUGCUGUAUGAUCUCUAUUGGCCCUUCUGGUUGCCUGGUUAAGCACUUCAACUGUAUUACUGUUGUUAAUAAAGAAACUAUUGAUACUGUUAUUACCUUUGGGAAUGAAUGGUCAAAGACCUGCUUAAGAGAUGUACAGAUUCUUAUUAUUUAAAGAUGGCAUUGAAUAAAAAGAUAGAAUGCA
Molecule: messenger RNA, 3662 nt
Organism: Epinephelus moara (kelp grouper)
Lineage: Eukaryota; Metazoa; Chordata; Actinopteri; Perciformes; Serranidae
Gene: tesk1b
Product: testis associated actin remodelling kinase 1b
Exons: 11
Coding region: 745-2823 (692 amino acids)
Biological process (GO): protein phosphorylation; actin cytoskeleton organization; positive regulation of stress fiber assembly
Cellular component (GO): cytoplasm; nucleus
Molecular function (GO): ATP binding; protein serine/threonine kinase activity
Source: RefSeq, a predicted model, not a curated record